AUGUCUGCCGCGUUUGAGUCCUCACAGCCUCGACCGGUCGUAUAUUUGGAUGAAUCCUACAUCCAUCACCAUUACUCGCUCCAUAAUGACAGCAUUUACCACCCAUGUGACGCCUUCGACUCCAAGCCAAGACACAAGGGACGGAGACUGUGCUUCAUUGCUGCCAUCAAGGCAGAUGGCCGUGACAACUCGAAACUCUUGACCUACGAAGCGUUUGAAGGUGGACGUAAGCAGCCCAAGGACUACCACGCCAUGUUCAACCAUACCUUUUUUGUGGUUUGGUUCUGGCGCCUCCUCGAUGACGUUGAAGCUCUGGGAAAGUCAAACGCGAUCAUCGUUAUGAUGGAAGCUUGUGUGGCGCUUGGAAUUCCAACUGAGCCCAGGGAAUAUCGUUCAACGCUAUGGACCAAACUCAAGAAACACGUCGCAGACAACGUCGUACCUGUCAUCGUGAAGAUGGCGACGGACCGCGGCCAUGACGUCAUCUUCACGCCGCCAUAUCACUCCGACAUGCAACCUAUUGAAAUGGUUCGGUCGUAUGUCAAUGGUGGUGUUGGUCGUCAAUACAAUACCUCCACCAAGUUCCCCGACGUCCGCGAGAGGCUGGAUCAUGAAUUCGAUCGCCUUCCAAGCAGUGUGAUCUACGAUUGCAUUUGUCAUACGACGCGUAAGGUUGUGGACCUGUCAGCGUACCCACAGUCUUUGGACGACGUCGACGACGCCGCGGGAUCGUGCUUUUCGUCGGACAGCGAGAGCGACAGCGAUGGCGACAGUUGUGACGAUUGUGACUUGGCUGAUUUCGACAGUCAUGA
Messenger RNA from Aphanomyces astaci, 812 nucleotides. RefSeq lists its product as hypothetical. The annotation marks the transcript as partial. NCBI's taxonomy places the organism in Eukaryota, Oomycota, Saprolegniomycetes, Saprolegniales, Verrucalvaceae. The transcript has 2 exons. Gene Ontology annotation, molecular function: nucleic acid binding. The record is from RefSeq and is a predicted model, not a curated record.